AUGUCGAGAAAGGUCGAGAAGCCGGUCGGAGUUUGCGUCCUGUACGGCUAUCUGAAACGAUUCAAACACGAGAAUGCACUAUUGAACAAAGACCCGACAAAAUUCGACGUCAAAGUUCAAGAAGCCGAAGCGAUCCUUGAAAACUUGAACUUCCAAUUCGAGCAGCACGUCGUACUUUCCAAGAUGUACAGCCUGUCUUUGAACCAUUUGGACAAGGCCGUCAACCACGCCCUGGAAUGUGUCAAGUUCCAUCCUGAACUUUACGAACUUUGGAAUCAUCUGGGAGAGCUUUACUACACACAAGGCCGGUUCCCACAGGCGGAGAAGUGUUUCAGUCUCGCCAUGGAGAAAAAGUGUAACCCGUAUUCACUUAGGAAUCUGUCGAUGGUCAUGAAGGUCUGCAAACCAUCUGAUGAUGUAGAGAAAUACACCGGGAGGAUUUUAAAGAGCAUCGAGUAUGCUUCACAGUCAUUAGAGUUGGAUGAUUCAGACCCGGAUACUUACAAUCUAAUCGGUACGGCUUUUCUCGCAGCAUACUUCAUACCUCCAAAAGACCCUUUGUACCUUUGCAAGGCUUAUGCUGCAUUUAAAAACGGUGAAAAUUGCCCUCUAGGAAAUUUGAACUGUUUGAUACCAUACAACAAACAUGUUUUGUUUAAAUAUCUCCAUCUCUAUACAGAAGCUUUACAAAUGCUUGAUCAAGCGCAAAAACUCUCUCCCUCUUGGGCAUUACCUGCCAAGGAUAAAAAAUCCAUAAUAUCAUUUUUAGAAAAAAUACAUGAUUCGUAUGUGACAAACACUAAAUCUAAAGACUUGCUGCAGAUUAAAAAAAAAUUAAGCAAACAGAAAUUCCUUCAAAACAAGUUUUCAAAUAAAGUACAAGGAGUAGAAGGACUUGAUAUUGGACGUAACCCUGAUUGUUGUGUCGUCGGGAGGGUCAUUUGGAACAUUCCGUCCACUCAGUCUUUUCCCAGCGUCCUGGGACUGUGCGAUAACACAGGGCAGAGAGUCAUCGUGUUGUCGAUAGUUCCUUAUUUGGAAAAGUCAGUUGGCCUUUAUAAUACACUUACAAUAAACAAACCUUAUUUGAAAGAAAUAGCUUUCACUAUCGACGGGAAGAGCCAUAAAUUUCCUUUAAUCACAGUCUUUAAAGCUGAAAACGUUUUAAUCGGUGGAAAACCGUUGAAAUACACUGGUAACGUCGAUACAAAAUUCAAUUGCCACGAAUAUUUACAAUUGAAAACUUUAUAA
Messenger RNA from Cimex lectularius (bed bug), 1251 nucleotides. Its product is annotated as tetratricopeptide repeat protein 5-like. The coding region runs from base 1 to 1251 and encodes 416 amino acids. The record is from RefSeq and is a predicted model, not a curated record. The transcript has a single exon. Gene Ontology annotation, molecular function: protein binding. Lineage: Eukaryota; Metazoa; Arthropoda; Insecta; Hemiptera; Cimicidae.